Dendroctonus ponderosae (mountain pine beetle) is the source of this 3253-nucleotide messenger RNA. It is a transcript of the gene tau, whose product is annotated as microtubule-associated protein tau. The coding region runs from base 474 to 2459 and encodes 661 amino acids. Gene Ontology annotation, molecular function: microtubule binding. NCBI's taxonomy places the organism in Eukaryota, Metazoa, Arthropoda, Insecta, Coleoptera, Curculionidae. Gene Ontology annotation, biological process: neuron projection development; microtubule cytoskeleton organization. The transcript has 14 exons. The record is from RefSeq and is a predicted model, not a curated record. Gene Ontology annotation, cellular component: neuron projection.
UGAAUUGUAGUAGAAUUUUUUAUUCAAAGAUCCAAACUAGAUAAUUCUUGUCGUUUUUGGCACCUCGUUAUCGGAAACAACUUGACAAAAAUGUAUUUCACACAAAACUGGCUCAUGCAUGUGUCAUAUUGUAACUGGAAAAUAUUGCCGCUCUAGUUAGUUGCUCGGCACGCAACUACAGUCGCAAAUAUGUCUAAAAGGGAUUAAUUAAAUGAAAAUCCCCAUACUUACAAAGCAUAUUCAUAAAGCCCUUAACGUGAAACCAGUAGUUUUAAUGUGUUUCUUUAGUUUUUUUUUGUAAAUGCCCGCUUCAGUUCUCACCUCCUACAGCUUGGUUGUUCAUUAUUGUACCUUGUGGUAAAGUAACUUUAAUUAGGCGGGUUGAAAUUUGUCGUCACCAUAGAAAGCACCUCGAGCCUCAAAGGCCGAAAGUUUGAUAAUAAAACCUGGUGUUUUUCCAGUCACUUUUCAAUAUGGCCCAACAAACUGUAACUAAUGGUCCUGCAAUAGAUGGUAGCCAUCUUAAAACAGGCCUUACCAAUCCAGCGACGCCGGGCAAUUUACCCUCUGAACCAGUAGCGCAGCCCCAACCAGGCCCUUUUCUGGUACGAUCCCCCUUGAAUCGCUCAGACAGUCGGCAAAAUUUCCAAUAUCGGCCCCCUAUUCCUGCUGGCAGCGGGCCCCAGUCGAUCAACCCAUCUGGGCCUUUUCCCUCAAGCAACCAGUACAUUGCGUCUAGUCCUCAGCAGGCGCGCCCUUUUGCUAGAUCGCCGGUUCCCUCGCAGCCUUUUGUGCAAAGGGGGCCCCCUUUAGGACCUGGAGGAACUGGCCCGAGAUUGCCCCAAGCAAAUCCGGGAAAUUAUCCUGCUCAAAAUCAGCAGCCAAGGCCGGUGUUCAGGCCUCAAACUCCUUUUCCGAGAUCGCCUUUGCUAGCGCAAAGGCCGCAAAUCUUUCAGCAAAGUUCGGUGCCAGCUUUCCAGAGGCCCAGGCCUACGUUGGAAGACUCCCUGAAUAGGUCGCAAACUCUGGAUUCUGCAGAGUUGGACAGUCAGAGGUAUGUUGAGGGCGAUCGCGUUCCUGCGGCAGAUCAGAGGCCGCCCUCCGCCGCCUCGCUGGGGCGGAGCUUCAGUGUGAGCUCCUCAAAUCCUACACUGGAAAGGAAACUCACAGGGAGCCAGGAAGCGAUUGCGGUUUCCAGACAAAGCUCCUUGGAAAACGUCAGCACCAAGGAGGAGAAUGUGCCACCCAAACCUGAGUCCCGGCCGGGGUCCAGGAUGGGAAAAAUCUCAGAAAGUGAGGGCAAAACUGAGGUGAUUCGUGCCGCGGAAACUCGAGGAGAAGUUACAAAUGGAGACACCCCCAAAUCCCCCAAAAGAGAAUCCCCAGUUCAGGUUGUUAAUAAUCCUCCGCCCAAGCAGGAGGAGCCGAAGCAGGAGGAGCAGAAAAAACCCGAACUGGAUUUGAAUCUCAAGUCGAAGAAGGGCGACAAUGACAGUGGUGUAGACGAAUCAACCCAAGGAAAUGAUCAAUCCUGCAAUGGAGAUUCGCGAUCGCCAAGAAAACCCAGCAAAUCCCGAACGUCUUCAACAACCCCCACCAAAGGCCGAUCGCUAUCCAGAGGCUCCAAAACCCCCUCCAGCCUGCAGUCGCCCGAUUCAGCCGCCACCACUCCUGGAUCGACUGAAAAGAAAAAAGUUCCUAUGAAUAAGAUCCAGGUGGGGUCGGCGCCGUCUCCUAACUUGAAAGUGGUCAAGUCCAAAAUAGGGUCCCUAGACAAUGCGCACUACAAGCCAGGAGGAGGCAAAGUGAAAAUCGAGAGCAAGAAGUUGGACUUUAAGAAGGCGGCACCGAGAAUCGAGGCUAAGAAUGAUAAGUACGUGCCCAAAGUUGGGGAAAAAAAGGAGGUUCAAUCGGCCAGAAUCGAGCGAACCGCUCCGGCCACAUCAAGAGAACUCUGUUCGGCUCGAAGUGCUCAGGGCAGCACUUCUUCAAGAAAAAUAAUCACUCAAAAACUGGAAUGGAACGCCAAAUCCAAGAUCGGUUCUCUGGAAAACGCCGCCCAUAAGCCGAAAGGCGGCGACAAAAAAAUCGAAUCAGUCAAAUUAAACUUCAAAGACAAGGCGGCUCCUAAAGUAGGCUCCAAAGACAACAUCAAGCACCAGCCGGGAGGCGGCGAUGUCAAGAACUCUGGAAAACGCACAGAGUCUAAUUUGCGAUCAAAUUGUAUUGAAAGCAAGAAAAUCGAAGUGAACGUGACCAGCAAAGUGGGAUCUCUGGACAAUGUGAAGCACAAGCCAGCUGGAGGCGAGAAGAAAAUCUUCGACGAUAAGGAAUAUUUGAAGCAGCGCAAGUCUGAUAAGUCCAGCUUGGAGCAUUCUUUGUCUGGAUCACAGCAUUCGAUCCAUUCACAAGAAUCGAGAGCACCAGUAGCAGACGAAAAUCUUAAUCAGGAGCACUAAAUGCAGCCCAAACAAUUUUUGUGAUUCACUUUCGAUUAUCAAUAAUUUGCCUGUAGUUUGGCGGAACUUCCCAAUCAACAUUGAAGCGAUGAGUCUACAGUUGCUGUAGAUUCGUAGCCGAAGCUGUAGUGGGAUUCUCUAUAUAUGUAGCUAGCAAAGAAAUACUAAUAUUUUUUAAAGCAACUGUAAUUUUUGAGUAAAACGACGCAACUUUGUCACUUAGUCAGUUGGGAUUGUGUCGAAAUAUCAGCUGUGAAUCCAGUAAUAAUUGCUAAGUAUUGUAGUAAUCGAUGUUAGCAUAGAUUUUAGCCAUGUAAGACACUCAGCAAUUUUCUUUGACACCCAUUUCUGAUGCGAAUCAGGAAGCACUUUAGUAACGAUAAUUUUUGUAAUUUUAAGUAUCAGCACUGAUCACUUUCGUGGAACGUUGGAGCCCAAUUUUUUGGUUUGAAUUGUGUAAAUUUUCGAGGAGAGAUGUACAGGGCCAACAAAGUGACUGACAAAUUUUAAAAAUUGGGUCCUAUCCAGGUUUUUCCCAUUUAAUUAAGUUUAAGUGCACGAGACCAGGACGAAGUCAAACAGGGUUUUAGAUUCCAAAAAUGCCCCAGGGGCUACGCCCCUAAGCUUCGAAAUGUUAUUAAUUUGAGCAUUUUUUCACCUUCCAAGUAGUGCAUGUAACAUGCCAUAUCCUAAUUUAGUUGGGUAAUUGUACUUUUAACACCCUUACACAGUUUAGAAGCGUUUUGUUAUGUAUCUUACUAGGGUAUGGAGGAAAUAUAUAAUUUAUUAAAUUA